Molecule: messenger RNA, 5422 nt
Organism: Neocloeon triangulifer
Lineage: Eukaryota; Metazoa; Arthropoda; Insecta; Ephemeroptera; Baetidae
Gene: ndl
Product: serine protease nudel
Exons: 22
Coding region: 122-5320 (1732 amino acids)
Biological process (GO): proteolysis
Cellular component (GO): plasma membrane
Molecular function (GO): serine-type endopeptidase activity; protein binding
Source: RefSeq, a predicted model, not a curated record
CAAUUUGUUCACUUUUGUUCUCAUGAAACGUUGGAAAGGCACCGAGGCUGGAAUAUUUUCAACACGCAGCAGGGAAAGCAAUCGCGAUGCGUUGCCUAUGAGCAAAGGGAUUUGAUUCACAAUGGAGUCUGUGGGUACAUCAAACUGUCCAGGAUUCUCGGAAGUUGAUGAUCUUGCAAAUAUAUGCGAACCAGCACAAGAGUUGGAAGAUUCCGAAUCUCGCCAUGAAACUUACCAGAAAUUGUCAAACGUCCAAAUCACUCUGAUAAGUUUGCUUUCCCUUGUCAUGGCUGCCGCAUUUGCAGCACUAAUUUUUACCGUGCUCAGCGGAAUAGGUUUGAGAGCGCAAAUAUCCACCCAUCCGUCUGCGGUUCCUUGGGGUGUGGAUUUUGAGGUUGUCGUCGAUUCCGACUCGGGCGAACCAGAUUUGCUGACGGAUUCAUCCUUGAUUCUUGGAAGAUUCAAACGCAGCAGAGGCGACUUUGAAGAUUACGGCAGCGGUGACGGCAUCGUCGAAGAAGGCGAUCGGCCCAAAAGACAACGGCCCGAUUGCGACGAAAAGUACGAGCAGAUCAACAAGAAGCUCGAAAAAGUUGUGGCGACCGUCAAUAAAAUCAACGACCGCCUCAGCGGCUCAAAAGAGUUGCAGCAGCAAAGCUACACCGGCCGAUACCCCUUGUGCUUCUUCCAACCCGACCCUUCAGCUGUCCAGACAGACAACCGUGGACAGUAUUUCACCAACCACCAAGCCCAGAGAGGGCCAGUGACCUGCGUAUUCCUACCCGCACCAAUUUCGCAAACUGCGGUCAUUCAAGAGCAAGGAAAGAACGACAAAGCACUCGAAACUGCCAAUAGAGAGAGGGCAAGUUCUACUGAUCAAGACUCCUGGCCGUCAAAAGGGUUGCCCCUGCCGCAUCGAGAAAAAAACGUAACUUCCAGCGCUGUAUCGUCGGGAAGAAGUGCGAGCAGAGGGCAUUGUGAGGAGGGCCACGUUGCGUGCAGUAACGGCAAAUGCAUUUCGAGCGGUUUGUGGUGCGAUGCGAGCGUGGACUGCGAAGACGCGAGCGACGAGGCGCAAUGCAAUUGCCGGCACAGGGUGGACGAGGUGCGCUUGUGCGACAACUACAUGGACUGUCCCAACGGCGAGGACGAAAUUUCAUGCCACGGCUGUGCAAAAACCGAGUUCAGCUGCAUAAACAAAGGUCCGCACGAAAAAGAGCACAAAUGCGUGCCGCUGACGAAAAGGUGUGAUGGCGUUGAAGACUGCACGAGUGGUUCGGACGAACACGAGUGUUUUGCGCUGCUGGAAGAGCUGGUCAAUUCUGGCCAAGUGGAUCUGCAGUCGCACAUCUCUGGCUACCUGCACAUUAACAUUCAAGGUCAAUGGUUUCCGACGUGCACCGCUGACCCCGCGGCUGCCCUGCAAGCUUGCAAGGCGGAGGCUGGCCCUGAUGUGCGUUCUGAGGAGAUAACGAUGAAGAUUGAGAGAAUCGGCGAAUCUGUUAAAGCAAUGCUUUACUCAGUGAAGAGCGAAGGUUGCAAAAAUCGUGAGGUAGCGUAUGUGCAGUGUCCGUUGCCCAAGUGCGGCUCGCGAAUUUUGGACGAGGCCCCGAUCGAAAGACCAAAGCGCGUGGUCGGCGGAAGAAUUGUGGGAGGAAAACAGAGCCAGCCAACAGCUUGGCCUUACCUGGUUGCAAUUUUCCGGGACGGCAGGUUUCACUGUGGAGGAAGUUUGAUCACAGAAGAAUGGGUCCUCUCUGCAGCUCAUUGUGUGCACGAAUACACUAAACAUUUCUACGAAAUCCAGGCCGGCAUGUUGCGGCGCCUUUCCUUCUCGCCGCAAGAGCAAACCAGGGUGGUCACCCACGUCAUCGUGCAUCGCGAUUACAACAGACAAGUGAUGACCAACGACUUGUCCCUGCUGAAAAUUGACCCGCCCGUCCGCAUGUCCCGAUGGGCCAGACACGUCUGCCUGCCGCCGCCUGGCUUGAUGCUCCCUGAGCCCGGCACCACCUGCAUCACAAUUGGCUGGGGCGCUACCAAGGAACAUGGAUCCGAUCCCGAUCAAAUCCACGAAGUUGACGUGCCGAUCUUGGACAACUGCAAACACAUCGAGGAUAGAAGGGGGAUAGAAAUUUGUGCCGGUCUCCCUGAGGGCGGGAAAGAUGCCUGUCAAGGCGACAGUGGUGGGCCCCUUUUAUGCAGAAUUCCUCGUGAACCAGAGAGAUGGUACGUAGCCGGUGUGGUGAGCCACGGUGAAGGCUGCGCCCGCCCUAACGAACCUGGAGCGUACACCAGGGUUGGAAUUUUCCUCGACUGGAUCAACUACUUUGUUGAAAACGAGAUCCAUCUUCCAAAAGAAGUGCCUGUUGCGAAAUGUCCCAGCAUCGAGUGCAGCAGGGUGGGCGGCCGGUGUCUUUCGGCAUCAAUGGUGUGCGAUAAAAUAAUCGAUUGCCUCAACGCAGAAGAUGAGCUCAAUUGCAAGAGUUUUCGUGCCAGGGAGGACGCGAAUUCCACGUUCCGAGAAGACGAAUCCAGCAGACCUACGCCGAAUAUGAACGAGGACAAGAUUUCCAAAAUUUACGACGACCAGAGAGUGAAAGGCGCGUUCCAAACGCUGAAGGAUGCGGGUUUCCUGAACAACGUCACUGCCGGAAUUAUGCUGCCGAAAUUCUUCUUGUUCAACGUGAAGUCAAAUGAUUCCAGAGUGUCCAAGGCAUUGAAAGACCUGAACGAAACCGGCGUCGCAAAUAUUGAGAACCCGAUCAACGUGACGCGAAUUUUGGACAGCCCUCCUCAAGAGAGCAGUCCUGUGAAAUUAGGACAGAAUUCCACUUCGCCCGGUACCAAUGGAUCUCCAAGUGCUUCAGAGGCAACCCUUGACUCGUUGGAUUCGUCUCCGAACGAAACAACCACCGCGUCCACUGACGAGCCGGAAAAUAAAAUCGGCGAAAUCGAACUACCUGUUGAUUCUUCCCCACGUCCGUCUUCCUUGUCGCCGCAAACCGCAGCGUCCUCCACAACUCUAGCACCAAGUCCUUCGCCUUCUACUCCCGUUGAGUCAAAGGGCGGUGACCUAGAAUUGAAUCAGUUCACUUCGACCGUCAGACCUGCGAGCAAUGUUACAGGGAUCGACGCGGAAAACAAGCAUUUGGUGGAAACAGGGUCGCAACAGGAGAGGUUUUACUGCGGGUUUAACCAAGAAAUUCCAAUAGACAGAAGAUGCGAUUCAGUGAAAGAUUGCGAAGAUGGAUCUGAUGAAAGGGAUUGCACGUGCGGAAAUUAUUUGGCACGCAUAACCCCUGCUCUUAUUUGCAACGGAGAACUAGACUGUCGGGAUCGCUCGGACGAAAGAGGAUGCAGCGUAUGUAACGAGGACGAAUAUCUGUGCCCCGUUAGUUAUCAGUGCGUCAAGAAGUACCAGAUCUGCGAUCGUGGCAUUGAUUGCUUGUACAAGGAGGAUGAGCGAUACUGCUUUGCAUUGGUUAACGGUCCAAGUGUCCAUGUGGACCAAGAAAAUCGCGCGGUCCUCAGGCAAGACGGCUUCUUGGUUUACAAGCAGGGCAAAAUUUGGUACCCCGUGUGUCAGGAUCGCACAGACAAGACGCCCGAAGAACUUGCAGCCGACAUUUGUGCAAAUCAAGGAUUCAGCUACUACAAAGACGUGAAAGUGCAGCCGGCGAGUUUCAUUGCACUGCCCGAGUACCAAGACCAGGAGGAUUAUUACGAGCAGCCAAAUUAUGGAAUGCUGCAAGAGGGUGCGGAGCCGUGCAGUGGACUUUGGGUGGAGUGCGGCGAACGACUUUUCACUUACCCGCUACCGGAUAUUCCACCGUGUGGUGACGCGACCUGGUCGUGGUUCGCGGCUAUUUUCAAAGAAGGAAAAUACCUUUGCGGGGCCACGCUUGUGAAUCCCCUGUGGGUCGUCACCUCCAGGUCUUGCACGCAAAAAAUCGAUUUGCAGUACCAUUACAUAGGGGUAAUUAUGGGUGCGAAACGGUUGUUUGGCUAUGAAGGGCCACAUGACCAAAUGAGACGCGCCGUGGCGAUUAAGGACAUUGAGGAUGUCUCCUUUGUACAACUGGACAAACCUGUCAAAAUAACGAGAAACGUGAUACCUCUGACCCUGCCUGAGUGGUUUGAAAGACCGGACAGUCUGCUUUACUGCAUGGCACUGGGCCCAAGCAGCGUCAACGACAGCAUCAUUUCCAUUCAGUUCAAGCCUGUGUACUGCGAGGACAACCUUUUAUGUUUAGAACGCGUUUGCUCUCCUUCCCAUCACGAGUGUGAAGUUCCGUACGCGUCAAAACCAAUUUCGUGGUCGGGCGCCGUUGCGUGCCAAAACUCCAGGGGCAGCUGGUUUCCAGUGGCUGUUUUUGACGAACCACUCGGCUCUUGCGGCUUCAAGUCUCCUUUCCCGUUGCGGCGGAUCGAACAAUAUAUUGACGAAGCCAGAGAAGUUUUAAAAUACCCAAACCCGCCAGUUGCACAACCACUUUGCCAAGGCUGGCGCUGCCCUUUGGGUCUGUGCGUGCCUCAAUCUAAUCUUUGUGACGGAAUGGCCGAGUGCAGAGACAGGUCGGACGAAUCCGAUCGCUGCCUUUAUGUGCAACGAGAAAAAUUCUGCCUGGAUGCUGAAAAUCCAUAUACUUGCGUUUGCGGCUUGAACAGUGUGCCUUGUCGCAAUGGCUAUUGCGUGCACAAAAACCAAUUCUGCAAUGGAUACGACGACUGCGGAGACGGCUCGGACGAGCCUGCAGAUUGCAAAUCAUGCGCUGCAUACCUUAAAGUGGUGGAUCCGUCCAAGAUUUGUGACGGAAACCGGAACUGCUACGAUAAAUCAGACGAAUCCUGGACGAUUUGCGGCUGCAGUCAAGGCUCCUACAAAUGUCAGCAUGAGAAGCACUGCAUUCCUCCAACCUUUGUGUGCGAUGGGGAAAAAGACUGUCCGGGUGGAGAUGACGAAAAGAACUGCGUCGCCGUUCGCACCACGCGAUCAGACCAAGCGGUUGGCGAAGUGCUGAUCAACACUUGCGGUCAAUGGCACGAAUUCUGUGCACCACCAGGCCUGGACACGAAAAUUUUCAACGUGGACAGCAGGGACCUGUGCCGGCAAAUGGGCUUCGACGGGUCCAACGCGCGCACCGUUCAGGAAGCGACUUUGGCGCCGAUGCAGCUGCCAGAAAUGGACAUGUUUUACGAGGUUCACAUCAACAACCAGACAUCAUUUAUCAUGAGACCAUCCAGCAGACCCCUGGUUCAGUUCAAGUUUUCUCCUUGUCCAACUAUUGUUGUACUUGACUGCGGAGCAGCGAAUUAAAUAAACACUUAGGGUAGAAAAAUAAAAUUGCCGCGCAAUGAUUUUUAUUUGAAAAAAUUCUCUUACGUCACUUGCGGUUUUGAUCUGCCUAUAAAAAAAAAC